Molecule: messenger RNA, 1320 nt
Organism: Cloeon dipterum
Lineage: Eukaryota; Metazoa; Arthropoda; Insecta; Ephemeroptera; Baetidae
Product: integumentary mucin C.1-like
Exons: 12
Coding region: 57-1145 (362 amino acids)
Source: RefSeq, a predicted model, not a curated record
GUUCACACAAACCAAAAAUUAUCAUUUUUAGUCAAAAUAGACAUCAAUGAGAGGAAAUGAGAACAGAAUCAAGAAAAACUUCAAGGAAAAAUAUUGAAAUUUCCGCUGCAACCAAAGCAAACGUCAUGAAACUGUUGUUGUUAUUGACGAUAUCAUAUGAGGCAACAUGUGUUAGUUUAGGCGGGAUUUCCUUCUUUCCAGCUCAUGUGAAGCAAGUAUUCAUUCUACAAAAGUCACAUCGCCGUCUCUAUAUCCAAAAAUGUUGUGAGAAUAAAGUUUGCACUGACUCCAACGUAACACAAUUUUUAAUAACGACGACCAGAAAAGAGUUAGAAACCACCUCUCAACACGCAACAUCACGUGUCUCCUUGAAGGCUACCACGAGAUCUUCAUCAUCUACGUCAACUUCAACAUCAACUUCAACCUCGACUACGACCUCAACUUCGACCACAACCACAGUUCCUCCAUAUGUCGAAUGUUUGGCGAAUCCUGCGCUACUCGACUCUUCUGGCCUGGUUAACGUCACUCAAAAUCCUAUGGUGUCCGAGGGUAUAUACUAUUCUGCAUGUGGAAUCUUAUACUUGAUCAGCGAUUUUAUUUUGAUGAAAAAUAUGACCGAUGCCUCGGCACAUUGUUGUUCACGUAACAUGACAUUGGCUAGUUUUGCAACAGAUGAGGAGCUGGAAUGCUUUUGGAAUACCAUUUUAAUCAAGCCCUACUGGAACCAGGACACCAUACCAAUAUGGUUGGCUGGAUUACCGACCAAUACAAGCACAGCAACACCAUUCGUUACAUUAACAGGAACUUCACAUUCACUUACUUACCAGCGCAAUGGUGCAGUUCUGAACCCAUCAAAUUUGAGCACAGAAUUUUGCCUCUAUGGUAUUGCUAGCAGCCAAGGGAUGAAUUUCGGUAUGUCUACUUGCGGCACAUUAAAACAAUUCAUGUGCGAGACUCCCCUUACUCGAAGUCUAUUUCCAAUUUGUCCUAAUUGCACAGCAAACGCGAACCGUGUGGCUGCAAUCAAUCCAUAUGUUAGAAUGGUCAACGACAGCACUCCGUAUAACGGCGUCGUCUUUGAGCCAUACAAAUAUUUGUUUAAAUCUUGCAACAAUACGUAUCUGGUUAUCGAAAGCGGAGUAUAGCUAAAAUAGAUAGAUAUAAAAGAGGAUGCGGUAUGAACGUUACAUUUCAUAGCUCAACUGGUACGACUCAUGGCAAUCGUGUUGUGAACUUGGAUUUAUUCCGUUAUUGCUGGAAUCCAAUGCUCAAAGAUUGUGUUUGGAAAAUUCAACAACCAGUGAUAAAAUUCUCCUACCU